This is a messenger RNA of Lucilia cuprina (Australian sheep blowfly), 971 nucleotides long. Its product is annotated as farnesol dehydrogenase-like. NCBI's taxonomy places the organism in Eukaryota, Metazoa, Arthropoda, Insecta, Diptera, Calliphoridae. The record is from RefSeq and is a predicted model, not a curated record. Bases 151 to 888 code for a protein of 245 amino acids. The transcript has 2 exons.
AAGAAUACUAAUCAAGCGAAUAAAUCCAAAAAGAGGUUUAACAUCUCCAAAUUUUAAAUAAAAUAAUAUAAUGUUAAUACAAAUAAAACAUUAGUUUCUUUUGGGAUCUUGAAGAGUUCACACAACAUUUGCAAAAAAUUAAUAUAGAAAAUGGAACGUUGGCAAAACAAAAUCGCUGUGGUUACCGGUGCCAGUUCAGGUAUAGGUGCUGCCACCUGUAAAGCUUUAGUAGAAAAAGGCAUGAUUGUGAUAGGUCUUGCUAGACGUGUCGAUAAAAUGGAAACCCAAGUAAGACCCACUAUUAUAGCUGCCAAACAAGCGAAUUUCCAUACACACAAAUGUGAUGUAAGUGAUGAGUCUAAUGUUAAAGAGGCUUUUGGCUGGAUCGAACAAAACUUUGGCGGGCUUGAUGUCCUAAUAAAUAAUGCUGGAAUUUAUAGGCAAACCACUUUGUUGACCGAAAAUAAUACAGAGGAUAUAACAAAAACCCUUAAUACAAAUGUUUUGGGUGUGGUAUGGUGUACCCGGGAGGCAUUUAAGAAUAUGAAAAAACGACAAGUUGAUGGCCAUGUGGUGAUUUUAAAUAGUUUGACGGGUCAUUAUGUACCGCAUAUAGCGGAUUUAAAACUAAAUAUUUAUCCACCUAGUAAACAUGCUAUCACAGCCAUGACAGAGGUAUUAAGGCAGGAACUAUUGGCGAAUAAUACAAAAAUUAAAGUAACGAGCAUUAGCCCGGGUGCCGUGAAGACAGAUAUUGUUGAAUUCCCCGAUGAAUUGCCCGUUUUAAAAAGUGAAGAUAUUGCCGAUGCUAUAGUUUAUUGUAUACAAACACCUCCUCAUGUUCAAAUUCAUGAGAUGAUUAUUAAACCAAUUGGUGAAGAUUUUUGAUAAUUAUAAUUCCAAUUUAAUUAAGUUUAAUUCUUGCAAAAUCUUGGACUCGAAAUUAAAAAAAAUAUAUUUUCUUAAGACUU